Messenger RNA from Pseudo-nitzschia multistriata, 2615 nucleotides. The record is from the annotation of a GenBank genome assembly. Lineage: Eukaryota; Bacillariophyta; Bacillariophyceae; Bacillariales; Bacillariaceae.
CUAAUUGCAACAAUCUGCGUUCCGGGCUCCCGAACUGCCAUCGGACCAAACCACGACGCAAUACAACGAGUUGUGCGAAGCGCCAUUUGGGAGCCGACGCCGGAAGUUUUGUUGCAAACCCAAAAGGACGAGUCCGGGCCGAGAAUGGAGGGAUUUUGGGGAUUGCAAAAGGAGAUAUUUCGUUUCUGGACGCCGCUGACCGGGUAGAGCCCAUUGUUGCCGCUAUUGUGUUUUUUUUUUCUGCCGAGGAUCAGCAAAGGUUUUUGUUGAUGAGGCUCUGGGACGAACCGAAUAGAACCGAAACUGGUGGUUGGCCUAUGGAAAACGGGAGGAGGGUUCGGCUUCCGUAUGGUUUUGUGUUUGGUUCCUGUUCCGGCGACGCAACUACUACCGGGGGAUUCAGUGGGUUCGCUGCACCAUGACGGUUCGGUCAAUACCCAUCGGGUGGUUGAAUGGAUAGUAAAAUUCCCGGUAGCGCAGCGUUCGAUCUAGGUUUUCUUUACAUCCACGACCGAGGCACAAUGCCAAACAAACCAAUCUGAGACGUAGCCCGCGCUCCAGAUCGUCGAUGAAAAAGGGUUGGUCCGUGGAAUCACUCUAGCCCGCUCACGCGCUUUUGGAAGGGAUUUUUCGGAAUCGAAAUUCUCGCCGGAACAACGAGCUCGCAGGUGGAAUCCAGGAGGAAAAAUGAAAAAACUGCGCCAACCAGCAAACCCCAACCGAUCCCGAUCGGCUCCUUCCGGAGCGACAAUUCCUGUGUGCGGCUGGUCUCGGACCGUGUGCGUUCCGGGGAGAGCACCGCAGUCCGUGCGGUGGGCUCGUGUCCUGAGGGAUGCACGAGGCGUUGCACCGAGGGACACCGACGCAAAAGCUGCAAACUUUCGAAAGGAUUGGUUCCGGAAGAUUCGACGGGUCUGGUGCGACGCGAUGCAAUGCAAUGCGAAGUGAACUGCCGAGACGAUGCUAUGGAAUUCAUCGAAUGGAAUGGCGAUUGAUGUUCGCCGGAGGGUUGGGGGAAAGCAUACAAGUACCGCAUGCACGCAUAAACGGAAAAACGAUUGUCGUUUUCAACGCGCUCGGCUGUACUAUCUGUUUUAUUACAAUGGUUCUUUUGCAAUAAUUGCCACCAAACUGGUAGUAUUCCCUAGAAUGAAUCGAUCGGUUCUUCAUAGGGCAGUGUGGGAAUUGCUUCCCCCAGUCGGACCCGCGUGCUGUUCCGACGGCCAACGAUGCUUUGCGAGGCAGCAGCGGUCGUGAACGAAAAAUACUUUGGUUGUAAAACGCAGCAUUGAUUUCUGGCGUUGGUUCUAUGGGCAUGGCAUCUCUCUCGAGUUGGAUUUGCAGUUUCGCUCUAGCAAGUUCCUUUUUGCCGUUGAAAUUUUCCGAGUACUAGACGCGUGUGUUGCGGAUUUGUUCUCGGCGGUACGAUUUUUGCUCGCGCUGGUCUGGGUGACCUCGUGGACAGUGAAGAUUCCAAGAGCCUUUUGCAAUCGUUUCGGCUUUUUGUGGUUUCCUCCUCGAUCAUGGAUCCUGUUCGCCUGGCCCUGUUGUUUCUUUGCAGCAGAAAAGCUCUCGUCCGCACCUGGUCUUGCGACUAUUGUGGCGAAUGAGACGAACGCGAUCCAUCCAAGAGACACGGAACCAAUCGGGUACUCCGGUGCCACCGCAUACGCCGGCGUUCGGUGCAUUCCGAACGGCAACACCGCCGUUGCGAUUGGUUCGCACGCGGAUGCCGGUGGUCGUAAGUUUUCGUUGCCGGGGAUCGCAAGCUCUUCUGCUGGUUUUUUGCUCCGACGCGGGAGUCGACGCCCCUCGAUCCCCCGGCGGGUGGACUCGCCAGAGCCACCGGGAGUGCUGUUUUUGUUUUGUCUCUAGUGAAUGGCUGGUUCCUUGGGCACCCUACUCGUAUCAUCGGGCCUUGGGUACGGAGCUCCUCUUGUUCGACUCGGUCCUUCGGCCUGAGCGUUGAGCUCCUCUUGUGAACAACGCCAUCCAGUGGAACGAGCAAAGCUACUGGGUUCUGUUUUCAGCGUCCGUAUUCAGCGUCUGUAUUCCCCUCCGUAUUCGCCAGCACCAGUUUCCGAAACGGCGUCCUCGGAGGCUGAUAGAAAUUCUGAUGCAAGUGUGUACAAUCAUUGGUAGCACUACUGGUUCUGCCUCCAUUCCUUCAAAAAGUAUGGCUGAACCUUCAAGUGGUAUGGCACGGUACUCGCAUGUUUCAAAUCUUACGAUGGGCCGAUAGAAAACAUGAUGAUGAUUCUGUGCAAGAUCAUUGGUACUGAACGUAGUACAAGGAGAUAAAUUCAUUAGAAUGCCAGAAGCUUCUAGUAGUACGUACGAAGUGUCAACUUUUUCGAUGGACCGAUAGAAAAUGCCAAUGGUUGUGCGGUAUGCAUAGUUGCCGGUAGUAUGACCAUUAUUUCAUUAGAAUGACACAAGUUUUACGUUUCGGUGGACGAGUAGAAAAAUCUGAUGGUAUGCAUAAUCGUUGGUAGUAUGACCAUUUCAUGGUCAUAGUGUAAAUGAAGAAAUUUUCAUCAGAACGCCAGAACAUUCUAGUAGUACAAGUAUGCACCAAGCGUUUCUGUUGACUCAAAGAAACUUAUAAUGGUACA